GCUAACCAUCGCGGAUGAUAUAGCUUCAAUGGGGUCCGAUGAAGAUCAGUCGCUUGUCGGGAAGCAUGAAGAAGCAGAAAAGCAGCGCCCUCACUACCCAGACUCCGAUGGAGCGAAACACCAAACCGAGUGUUCAACCACAUCCGCUCUCAACGGAUCGCAGGCCGCUAGGCGCUUGACCCUCGACGGCCUUCUUCCAGAAAUUCAGUUGCAGGUCCUCCGCAAUCUCUCGGACCUGGAUGACCUCCACGCUGCCAUUUGCGCCUCGCCCACUUUGCAUAAAUGUUAUCUCACAGCGAGGCGCGGACUCCUAUACUACCACCUAGGCAAGACCUUCCGCAGCCAUCGCGUACUUGUUGACGCCUUUGCGGCUUAUAAGCUGGGCAUUCUGCGCGAGUCAACUAGUGAAGAUAAACUUAAGCUUCUGGAGGAGUUCAUGGAUACAUAUAUCAAGUUGCAGUCCGAUCCAGAGAGUUUCAGAGCAGUAUAUACUGUUGAUGAUCUGGCCAGCAUCGCACGUUUCUACUCCUUGAUUGUAAAAUCUGUCCUCUCAUGGCUUUUGCGUCAAUGGGGUCGUCAAGAGGCGAAAGACUGUAGCGUAUCAAGUGCUAGCGCUACAGAGAGAAUCCGUAUGAUCCGUGGGCUCUACCAUUUCGAGAUGUGGUGUAGCUACUACGGCCUGGGGAGUAUCACCGCUCGUCUGCUGCCGACGACGUUGAAUGCCGACAUGCUGCGCUUUCUGAACAAAUACCUAUAA
Molecule: messenger RNA, 757 nt
Organism: Colletotrichum acutatum
Lineage: Eukaryota; Fungi; Ascomycota; Sordariomycetes; Glomerellales; Glomerellaceae
Exons: 1
Coding region: 29-757 (242 amino acids)
Source: RefSeq, a predicted model, not a curated record